ACGGGAUUUAUUAGCGCCAAAAACUUUAUUCUUAUCCUUUUUAUACAACUGUAUUGGGCUCCUCUUUAUCCUGAAGAAAGCUCUUUUCAGCUAGCCUCGGUGGCACCAGGAGCGCAUUUCGUUUACGGGGCAUUCCGAUCUCAACUGGCCGGACUUGGUUCAUCGGCUGUAUGUGCUUAUUCACGCGCUACCGUCUCGCAACGGAUGGCAAGCGUUUUUCGGAACAAAAAGGUGGCUUGCCCAAGGGCUAACGACACUUAUGAGCACACCUACAUACGGAAUAAUCCGCUUAUUUCCACAAAGCUAAGCACCUCACCUCUAUUUGUACAUUACGGAACGGAUCGAUUUACAGAAAUUCUUGUAGAAGAGAAUGUUGUUGAUUUGGCAGGUCGCCAUAGUACCAUAUUCUUCGUAGCUACUGAUCAAGGAAAUGUAUUCAAAAUAGUCAAAGAUAUCCACGAACGUGAUGCUACACAUGUUUUAUCAAUGAAAGCUGUUGAGG
Molecule: messenger RNA, 502 nt
Organism: Haemonchus placei
Lineage: Eukaryota; Metazoa; Nematoda; Chromadorea; Rhabditida; Trichostrongylidae
Source: the annotation of a GenBank genome assembly